AUGGCCGCUCCCUUCAACCCUCCUGCUGCUGAUCUCCCUGGCAAACCCCUUGUCGAGGCAUGGGUUCCUCCCCCUACCACCAAGCAAGACAUCGACUGGGCUCAGCUCAGGACCAUAGAGCUCUCUCUCCUCGACAGCCCUGACUCCGCAGUGGUCCAGAAGCUCGUCGACACAUGUCGCAUUGCCAUCAAAGAUGACGGCUUCAUCUUCCUCACCGACUAUGGUGUGUCUUACGAGCAGCUGCACAGGCAGUUUGACAUCGCUCAACACCUGCACCGUAACAUCAGCGACGAGGACAAGAAGAGACUCCACUGGAACCCCGAUGGCAAUGGAACUUUCGCAGGCUGGAAGCCCCAGUACGGGUGGAAGACCGAGAAGGGUGCCCCAGAUGGCAUCGAGCACUUCAACUACUACGCCCCUCAGUUCGAGAGCCUUGACCGCGUGCCCACUGUCAUGCACCCGUUCUGGGACGAGAUCGUUGCUUUCUGCAACUACCUCACCUUUUCAGUCAACAAACGCCUUCUCAAGCUUUUGUCCAAGGUCCUCGAACUCGACGACGACUACCUCUGGGAUCGGGUUCAGUCUAAGAACAGUCCAGUCGGCCAAGGGUACUUCCGCCAGGCAAUCUACUACCCGGCCGAUGCUGAGCUCUCGGAGCGUGCCAAGGGCUCGAGAAUGAACGGACACUGCGACUACGGGACCACCACCAUGCUCUUUUCUGUCCCCAUCUCGUCCCUCCAGAUCUGGGGCCGCGAUGAGAAGUGGCGCUACGUCAAAUACAACCCUGGUGCUCUGGUCAUCAACAUUGGAGAGACCCUUGAGCUCGUCUCCGGAGGCCAUUUCAGAGCCACUCGUCACCGAGUGGUCGACCCUCCCGAGGACCAGCGUAAUGACGAGCGACUCUCUAUUGUUCUCUUCCAAGCCUCCGAGGGUGACCUUCGCAUGGAGCCUGCUUACGAGUCUCCCCUGCUCGCGCGUGAGGGCUGUAUCGACUCGCAAGGUGCAUACCGCGAGUUCAAGAGGCUUCGCGAGAAGGGUAUUCCUAUCCCCACCAACAGAGAGUGGCGCGAGGUGCAGAUUGCCGAUUCUCAUCACUCUACGGACCCUGCCCCUAACGACAGAGUUUUCUACGUCAAGGGUGUCAAGCACAUUGAGAGAGAGUACCUGGGUGUCAAGAUUGUGCUUCCGGCCUAG
Molecule: messenger RNA, 1194 nt
Organism: Cryptococcus amylolentus CBS 6039
Lineage: Eukaryota; Fungi; Basidiomycota; Tremellomycetes; Tremellales; Cryptococcaceae
Exons: 7
Coding region: 1-1194 (397 amino acids)
Source: RefSeq, a predicted model, not a curated record